UAACAAGCUCCCAGAGAGCUUUGUUAGUAUCAACUUCGAGCCCGUAGCGACGAAAUGGCCACAAUCGAUCGGAAUUUUCUAGUGCUAGCGCUGGUGGUCAGUGCAUUAUCCGGAUUGGUACACAGAACAGACGCGGCGGAUAUCACUUUCGGGGCCUGUAAGCCUCAGCAAAGUGAUGAGCACGGGCAGUGCGUCCAUAUUACCAGUUGCCCCAGCCUGGCCAAUCUGCUGAUGAUGGAGCCGAAGACUCCAGCCCAGCGCAUGUUACUCUCCAAGAGCCAAUGUGGUUUGGACAAUCGGGUGGAGGGUCUGGUCAAUCGCAUCCUAGUCUGCUGCCCGCAGAGUCAGCGAUCCAGUAUUGAUGCCGCGGAAGUUAAGUCUACGCCAGAGGAAGAUCAUCAGCCGGGAAACGUCCUGCCAGGUAGUGAUGUCUGCGGAUUCCUUUUUGAUGACCGCAUUUUUGGUGGCACUAACACAAGCCUCUGGGAAUUUCCUUGGAUGGUAUUGUUGCAGUACAAAAAACUUUUUUCCGAAUCUUACAGUUUUAGUUGUGGCGGCUCUUUGAUCAACUCACGCUACGUCCUGACCGCUGGACAUUGUCUAGCCAGCCGGGCACUGGACAAUGCCGGUGCAGUCCUGCACAGCGUUCGCCUGGGGGAGUGGGACACCCGUACCGAUCCUGAUUGUGCCACCCAGAUUAACGGAAAUCGCAUCUGCGCCCCCAAACACAUCGACAUUGAAGUGGAGAAGGGCAUUAUCCAUGAGCAGUUUAGUCCGAACUCCGUUGACCAGAAGAACGAUAUUGCUCUGGUGCGACUUAAGAAGAGCGUUAGCUACACUGACUAUGUGCGUCCUAUUUGCCUGCCCAAUGCCGAUCUGAUAAGGAACAACUUCGUCGAUUAUGGAAUGGAUGUAGCCGGCUGGGGUCUCACCGAGAACAUGGAGCCUAGUCAAAUCAAGCUGAAGAUCACCGUCAACGUUUGGAAUCUGACCAGAUGCCAAGAAAAGUAUAACACCUACAAGGUGAAACUGGACGAUACCCAGAUGUGUGCUGGUGGUCAAUCGGGAGUGGAUACCUGCGGCGGCGAUUCCGGUGGUCCGCUUAUGGUUUCCAUUACAUCUGGAGGACGGGAUCUCUUCUACAUAGCCGGCGUCACCUCGUACGGGACUAAGCCAUGCGGCCUCAAGGGCUGGCCAGGCGUUUAUACCCGCACUGGAGCUUAUAUCGAUUGGAUACAACAGAAAUUGGAGGCAUAAUAAAUAAAAUGGCUAAUUUAUUCACA
Molecule: messenger RNA, 1283 nt
Organism: Drosophila eugracilis
Lineage: Eukaryota; Metazoa; Arthropoda; Insecta; Diptera; Drosophilidae
Product: spaetzle-processing enzyme
Exons: 4
Coding region: 55-1257 (400 amino acids)
Biological process (GO): proteolysis
Molecular function (GO): serine-type endopeptidase activity
Source: RefSeq, a predicted model, not a curated record